AUGGGAAACCACGUAGAAAAACUGACCCACCUAAGUUAUAAAGAAGUCCCCACUGCGGACCCCACAGGGGUGGACAAGGACGACGGACCCAGGAUUGGGGUUUCCUACAUCUUCUCUGCUGACGAUGACGACUUGGACGACCCGGUGCAGGAUCCCGACAAGCAGGGCACCCUACAGGAAGAUCUGCAGUACGACCACUGCAACGAGGUGGAGUGCUCGGUUUACUACAGGGAUGAGUGCAUCUACGAGAAAGGCUUUGGUUCCGGAGAGCAGCUAACCACCUAUUCCCCGGAGAACCUUCUGAACAAAUGCAAGCCUGGGGACCUUGUGGAGUUUGUAGCCAAGAACCAGUAUCCCCACUGGGUGGUGUAUGUGGGGGACUUCCAGGUGGUGCACUUAUUCAGACUGGAGAUCACCAAUAGCUUCAUGACUGACGCCAGCCAGGGCAGGAGGGGCAGGAUAGUCAAUGACCAGUACAAAUUCAAACCCCUCAGUCCGGAGAUGGUGGUCCAGAACGCCAUGGAGCAAGUGGGGGCCAAAGACCAGGAGCUCAGCUGGAGGAACUCUGAGUGCUUUGCUGCCUGGUGCCGCUACGGCAAGAGGGAGUUUAAGAUCGGUGGUGAGAUCAGGAUAGGCAAGCAGCCCUACAGGCUGAAAAUCCAGCUCUCUGAAAAGAAAAGCCACAUGCUGGAAUUUCAGAGCCUGGAGGACCUGAUCAUGGAGAGGAGACGGAACGAUCAGAUUGGCAAAGCGGCCGUGCUGCAGGAGCUCUCCAACCACCUGCAUGGGGAUGACGAGGUCAGGACCGAUCAUAACGCUAACUGA
Molecule: messenger RNA, 825 nt
Organism: Staurois parvus
Lineage: Eukaryota; Metazoa; Chordata; Amphibia; Anura; Ranidae
Source: the annotation of a GenBank genome assembly